This is a messenger RNA of Myotis brandtii (Brandt's bat), 1888 nucleotides long. RefSeq names its product mannosidase, alpha, class 2A, member 2 (gene MAN2A2). NCBI's taxonomy places the organism in Eukaryota, Metazoa, Chordata, Mammalia, Chiroptera, Vespertilionidae. Gene Ontology annotation, molecular function: alpha-mannosidase activity; carbohydrate binding. Gene Ontology annotation, biological process: protein deglycosylation; mannose metabolic process; N-glycan processing. The transcript is spliced from 10 exons. The coding region runs from base 32 to 1888 and encodes 618 amino acids. The record is from RefSeq and is a predicted model, not a curated record. Gene Ontology annotation, cellular component: Golgi membrane.
CCCCUCCUGCCAGGUGUGUGUGGCGGCCAGGAUGAAGCUGAAGAAGCAGGUGACGGUGUGUGGGGCCGCGGUCUUCUGCGUGGCCGUCUUCUCGCUCUACCUCAUGCUGGACCGAGUGCAGCACGACCCCGCCCGGCACCAGAAUGGCGGGAACUUCCCCCGGAGCCAAAUUUCUGUGCUGCAGAACCGCAUCGAGCAGCUGGAGCAGCUGCUGGAGGAGAACCACGAGAUCAUCAGCCACAUCAAGGAGUCUGUGCUGGAGCUGACCGCCAACGCCGAGGGCGCGCCCGCCCUGCUGCCCUACUACACGGCCAACGGCUCCUGGGUGGUGCCGCCGGAGCCCCGGCCCAGCUUCUUCUCCGUCUCCCCCCAAGACUGCCAGUUUGGCCUUCCUGCUCGGCAGAUGCUGACGGUGUCGGAGGAGCUGCCCUUUGACAACGUGGACGGCGGGGUGUGGAAGCAGGGCUUCGACAUCUCCUACGACCCCCACGACUGGGACGCCGAGGACCUGCAGGUGUUCGUGGUGCCGCACUCGCACAACGACCCAGGCUGGAUCAAGACCUUUGACAAGUACUACGCGGAGCAGACCCAGCACAUCCUCAACAGCAUGGUGACCAAGCUGCAGGAGGACCCCCGGCGCCGCUUCCUCUGGGCCGAAGUCUCCUUCUUCGCCAAGUGGUGGGACAACAUCAGCGCCCAGAAGAGAGCGGCCGUCCGGAGGCUGGUGGGCAGCGGGCAGCUGGAGAUGGCCACCGGCGGCUGGGUGAUGCCCGACGAGGCUAACUCCCAUUACUUUGCACUGAUCGACCAGCUCAUCGAGGGACACCAGUGGCUGGAGAAGAAUCUCGGUGUGACCCCGCGCUCGGGCUGGGCCGUGGACCCCUUCGGACACAGCCCCACCAUGGCUUACCUGCUGCGCCGUGCCAACCUGACCAGCAUGCUCAUUCAGAGGGUGCACUAUGCCAUCAAGAAGCACUUCGCUGCCACCCACAGCCUGGAGUUCAUGUGGAGGCAGAGCUGGGGUAAGGCCAGGAGGCUCACAGGGAAGGAGGACUGGUCUGCUGAGUGGGGGGCCCGGGGAUGGAAGCCAUACCUGCAGCCCAGCAGGGCAGCUCUCCGCCCGCCGUCAGCACUGUGGAGAGCGUGGGCUCCAGGACGGGGUCCCACCCCCGAGGCGGGCACCUGCAGGCCCGGGACUCCCCACCCCCACGGGGGUGCUGCAGAGGGGCCUCGGGGGCUCUGCUCAGCAUCCUGUCACCCCCCCAACCCCCCCAGGGCAGCCCUGCUCCUGGACCAGUACCGCAAGAAGUCCCGGCUCUUCCGGAGCAACGUGCUGCUGGUGCCGCUGGGCGACGACUUCCGCUACGACAAGCCCCAGGAGUGGGACGCCCAGUUCUUCAACUACCAGCGGCUCUUCGACUUCCUCAACAGCAAGCCCGACCUCCACGUGCAGGUGCGGCCGCCGGGCCAGCCCCUGGCCGUGCAGGUCAGCGCGUACUGGAGGUCCGCCACCGACAUGGUCCCCGACGUCUACCAGCCCUACGUCCCCAAGGAGCCCCCCGUGCUGCGCGUCACCGAAGGCCCCUUCUUCUCGGAGGUGGCGGCGUACUACGAGCACGUCCACCAGGUGGUCCGGCUCUACAACCUGCCAGGGGUGGAGGGGCUGUCGCUGGACGUGUCCUCGCUGGUGGACAUCCGGGACUACGUCAACAAGGAGCUGGCCCUGCGUGUCCGCACGGACAUCGACAGCCAGGGCACCUUCUUUACCGACCUCAACGGCUUCCAGGUGACUCGGGGGGCCCAGGGACCCUGCGGAACAGAACUCGGACUGGGUUUUGCUUCCGGAAGUCGGAGGCACUGGGUGAGGUGCAGCCCCGGCGGUACCUGA